Messenger RNA from Miscanthus lutarioriparius, 639 nucleotides. The record is from the annotation of a GenBank genome assembly. NCBI's taxonomy places the organism in Eukaryota, Viridiplantae, Streptophyta, Magnoliopsida, Poales, Poaceae.
AUGGUGGAGGCAUCGCCGGAGUCCGGCGCCGCGGCGGCCGGAGGUGCGUCUGGUAUGGCGCCGCCGCGGAAGGGGAAGUCGUGCAAGGGCUGUCUCUACUAUUCGUCAGUGCUCAAGUCCCGCGGUUACAACCCAAUCUGCGUUGGGAUCCCCCGCUCCAUCCCCCAAGUUCCUAACUUCGUGGUGGAUGAGCCUAAGGAGGAGGCGACGGCGCAGGGGCAUGAUCUCAGGCGGUUCAGGUACGGGUGCGCGGGUUACUCCAUGUUCGUGGACAACAGGGACGGCCAGGGUGGUGAGAGCGAGGGCAAGACGUUGCUGCCGUAUUGCAGGGGCCUCGAGUUAUUGGUGGACAGCAGAUUGGUCGAGCAAAAACCAUCGACAGCUGAACAAGCUCCAGUGCAUGUUGCAAAGGAUGCAGCAGCUACCACCCGCUCUCACCAACAAGGACAACAGAGACCUGCAAACUUGUCGAGGCAGGAAUUCUUGGAAAGGAAAGUUACUGUUCAUAUCUCUUCUUGGUUUAAGAGGAGUGCUGGACUGGUCGCUUCAGGUGUUGCAAAGAAUCUAAACAAAACAGCCCAUUAUAUCAAGGAAAAUAUUCAGGACAUAUUGUACCCUGAUCGUCGCCCACCAAAGUAG